Molecule: messenger RNA, 1427 nt
Organism: Naegleria gruberi
Lineage: Eukaryota; Heterolobosea; Eutetramitea; Acrasida; Naegleriidae
Product: acid phosphatase
Exons: 2
Biological process (GO): dephosphorylation
Molecular function (GO): phosphatase activity
Source: RefSeq, a predicted model, not a curated record
AAAAAAUGUCCCUUCAAACUUUGCAGAGUUUCAGGAGCAACAAGUCGCAAACAGUCUUGCUGAUGAGCAUGAUGGUGGGUGUGAUGGUGGUGUGUUGUUGCUUGGAUGUUGUAUUGGGAGGAUUGCAAUCAGUAAAAUUAUUACAAGUACAGAUGGUAUCGAGACAUUGUGAUAGAACAACAAUUCAUGAGAAUGAUUUUGUUCCGACAGACCCAUUCAAUUGGUAUGAUGUGUUUGGAUUGAAGGAGGGGCAGUUAACUGGACUUGGACAACAACAAUGUAAUCACAUGGGAAAUGUAUUGUAUGGAAGAUAUUUGAAUGAAUCAUCUAGUUCUAGAAUUGAUGGAAUUUCAACCAAUUACAAUCAAACAAUGUAUUAUUUUAGAUCGACAGAUGUUGAUAGAACAAUAAUGUCAAUUUGGAGUGCUUCUAUGGGAUUAUUUAAACAAGGAACUGGAUAUCAAUCAAUUGUUAAUCCUUCUGAACCAUCUCUUGGAUUUGCAUUACCUAAUGGAACACAAGCUAUUCCAAUUCACUCUGAAUCGAAACCACUUGAUGCUACGUUGAGAGGUUUUGAAUUAUGCAACAGCGUCGAACAACGUACCAAAGAUGUUAUCAACACUCAAGAGUAUAAGAAUACCAUUAGCAAGUAUAGAACUUUUAUUGAUGAUUUAUACAAGAUUACUGGUUGGAGUGGUAGACCAGAUACUGAUUUACAUAUUUUGUUUGAUUUGUUGCAAACUCAAUAUUCUCACAAAGUAUUGAAAUUACAAUGGGUUAUUGAUAAUUGGUCAACUUUGGAGAGCUUGAGAAACGAAUUAUUGAGAUUGAAUUUCAGCUAUUAUGUGAUGGGAAGGGAAGGAAUGAGUAUGUUCAAUAAGAAUUUACUCAAAGUCAUGCACGAAAAGAAGGACAAGUAUGUGCACUAUAGUGCUCACGAUUCAACCAUUCAAGCAAUUUCUGGAAGCUUGAAGCUUGUAAAUGAUUACCAACAAAUGGGUGGUCAUCCACCAUAUGGUUCCAAUUUAGGAUUUGAGUUGCAUCUUAUGAGUGAUGGUUCAAAGGCAGUAAGAUUAGUUUACAACCACGGAUACGAUGAUGAUAGUUUUACACCACUCACUUUGAAGAGUUUGGGCUGUCCAGAUGAAUUUUGUCCACUUACCACUUUUGAAAAGGUCCUUAAAGCCAACUCUAUUGUAGAUGAUUGGUGUCUAGUUUGUGGAAACUAUAAUUUGGAAGUUUGCUCUGGUAAAUACGAACGUGGAAAUGCAGAAGUAACAACAGCAUUCAUUGUUAUCACUCCAGUCCUUGUGGUCACUAACAUUAUCACAUUAUUUGCCUUCAUCUUCUUUUAUUUAAGAUCCAGACAAAGAAAGUAUGCCUACGGCUCUCUAAAUAAUUAAACUCACUCUUUUUGCUGACCUUGU